CAAAAUUUCUACAUAUUUUGGGGAUAUUUAGGACAUUGUUGUAGGAAUAGGGUAGUAAAAUGAUUUGUUGGGGCGAACAGAACUGUUGCGGCGUAUUCCUCGAUCGUGACAAGAACGAUCGUUGCGAUUGCUUGCGGGACUUCUGCAUCCGGGACUAUCUUCCAGAAGAUCGGAUAACAGUGUCGGAGAAAGAUUUGGAUAAAGUGAUUAAGGCCUUGUAUGACAAAGAAGAUUUCAAUAUGGUCUAUACGAGCGAAAUAAUCGCGAUUAAGAGCAUAUUGGGCAACCCGAUGUACGUCAAUGAAACUAAGCAGCUUAUCGAUCGGCUGUCCCAGCGCCUCACCGAGCUCGAGUUCGACGUGGAGGUGGUCACGGUGCAGCCACAAGGCAAUGUGAAGACGCCGCAUUAUGUGAUCUUUGCCAAUUACUUCUCGACGCCCGCCAAGAACGUGGUGCUCGUCUAUGGCGGGGUGACCGUGAAGGAUGUGAACAAGAGCGAUUGGUCCCAUUACCCUUUUCAGCUGACCCAAUCGAAUCAGGAUCUUUUUGGCAAUGGCUUGACUUCCACCAAGGGUCCCGUGCUCUGUUGGAUAUUUGCCGCUCAAGCCUGGCUCGACGCAAUGCACGAUCUGCCGGUCAACUUGAGAUUCAUUAUCGAUACCUUCGACACCGAGUACAACCAGAUGCUGCGAAAGGUGAUUGACGAUCGUAAAGUGUUCUUCAAGGGCGUGGAUCUCUUGAUAACUACCACCAAUCUGUGGAUAACACCAACCACCCCGUUGCUCACCACCAGCCACAGCGGCUACAUUUACUUUGAGCUGGAGGUGAAAGAGAAUGCCAAGAAGAAUAGCCCAGAGGAGCCCGAGCCGGCGGAAGCCGAAAGCACAACAAAAACUAUGUCUUCAUCAAUUACGCCGAUUAUUAUAGGUGCGAGCGUGGCCACGCCCACUAAUGGGGUUAGAGGCCUCUGGAGACAGCAAAAGCCUCAUCAAUAAUACAAAACUUCAGAUGAGAU
Molecule: messenger RNA, 1015 nt
Organism: Drosophila navojoa
Lineage: Eukaryota; Metazoa; Arthropoda; Insecta; Diptera; Drosophilidae
Product: cytosolic non-specific dipeptidase
Biological process (GO): proteolysis
Molecular function (GO): peptidase activity
Source: RefSeq, a predicted model, not a curated record